GUACAUACCAGAUCAAUCACCUCGAUCGCUCCGUCCGCCUGCGUAAUAACAACAGCUAGCUACUUGCGAUCGCUUCCAUCGCCGGUGAUACAUCGAUCAACAACUAGACCGACCGGCCGAGCGAUCGAACCAGUAGCAGGAAGGGAUGGGCGGCGGCGCUGGGUGGGGCGUGAUGGAGGGGAUGAAGCCGGUGGCGGGGAUGGUGGUGGUGCAGUUCGCCUUCGCCGGCGUCAACAUCUUCUACAAGCUGGCCGUGUGCGACGGCAUGGACAUGAGGAUCCUCGUCGCCUACCGCUACCUCUUCGCCUCCGCCGUCCUCGCACCACUCGCAUACUUCGUCGAGAGGAAGAAGCGCACGAAGCUGACGUGGCGAGUCAUCCUGCUCUCCUUCGUAUGUGGCCUCUGCGGGGGCUCGCUGGCGCAGAACCUCUACAUCUCCGGCAUGAAGCUCACCUCCGCCACCUUCGCCUCCGCCAUGACCAACCUCAUCCCAGCCAUCACAUUCGUCCUCGCCGUGCUCUUCCGCUACGAGGGCCUCGCCAUCCGCACCGUGCCCGGCCAGGCCAAGCUCGCCGGCACGCUCCUCGGCGUCGGCGGCGCCAUGCUCCUCACCUUCUACAAGGGCGCGCAGGUCACCCUCUGGCCCCCCACCCACGUCAACCUCGCCGCGCAGCUCGCCGCCCGCCACCACUCCUCCUCCCAGCCUCGCCUCGCCGCCUCGGAAGAGCCCAACCGCGCCAUGGGCUCCCUGCUAUGCACGGGGGGCUGCUUCUUCUACGCGCUCUGGCUCAUCCUCCAGGCCAGGCUCUGCCGGGAGUACCCCUUCCACUACUCCACCACGGCGCUCAUGUGCCUCAUGAGCGCGCUCCAGUCCGCGCUCUUCGCGCUAUGCUUCGACCGAGACCCCGCCCAGUGGCGCCUCGCCUUCGACGUCCGCCUCCUCGCCGCCGUCUACACCGGCGUGCUUGCUUCGGGGGUCAUGCUCGUCGUGCUCGCCUGGUGCGUCAAGCGCCGGGGGCCGCUCUUCGCCUCCGUCUUCAACCCCAUGAUGCUUGUCGUCGUCGCCGUCCUCAGCUCCCUGCUGCUCGGGGAGGACCUGCACCUCGGCAGCGUGCUCGGAGCCGUGCUCAUCGUCAUGGGCCUCUACGCCGUGCUCUGGGGGAAAGGCCGCGAGGCGGCCGCCUCCGCGGACCACGGCAAGGUAACUGCCGCCGGUGAGGUCCCGCACAUCGACGUCAUCGUGCACCGUCAUCUUCCUCCUCCACCACCACACCCUCUCCGCAGCAGCAACAUCAGCAGUCUCCUCCAGCACCAGCCGUGGCGCGGUGAACGCCUUGGACAAGACGGGCCAGCGAUCGACCGGCGAGAUGAACUGGUCCCCGGUCGCCUUGGACAAGAUGGUGAUGGUUUGUUUGUGAUCAGGAUGCAAACUGUACCCAUGGAACUAGUAAUGGACGGGUAGUUACAGCUUGAUUGAAAUCUCUAGUGUAGGUACGAGGCUUGGCUUCUCUGGUUUUGUUGGUGUUUAACUAACUUUAGAGGAUCAGAGAACCAAAGCUGCAAAUUAAGAUAUGGGAGAGCAGAGCUGUAGUGAGGAACUGAGGCAAAAUUGUAGUGCAUUGAAGAGAUGAAUAAAAUUCAGGCACAUUUUUUGUUUGUUUUA
Messenger RNA from Lolium perenne, 1663 nucleotides. Its product is annotated as WAT1-related protein At1g68170. The record is from RefSeq and is a predicted model, not a curated record. Gene Ontology annotation, molecular function: transmembrane transporter activity. Lineage: Eukaryota; Viridiplantae; Streptophyta; Magnoliopsida; Poales; Poaceae. Gene Ontology annotation, cellular component: membrane.